UCACAAGCUCAAGAAGCAAAAAGGGAAAGAAAAACCACGGAAAAGCAACAACCCCUCCCCUGUAUUCUUAUAAGUCACUAUCUCUCUGUUAACCAAUAUUUCUGUUACUUAUUUAGUAUUGUUUAUUUUAUAAAACCCACACAAUCCAAUAACGCACGCACAGUAAAAUUAAAGUUCUCUUGAUCUCUCUGGUUUUUGCAACUUCUCUCUCAACUCAGUUGGAGAGGGAGAGGGAUCAGAAACAACAGAGAGAAAGAGAAAGAGAAAGGAAACGAAGAAUUCAUGCAAAGGAAGCUAGGAAUUCAAAUCUUCUUCUUCUGUCCUGCAAUCCUUUGAUCUUCGUCUCACAAUCACACCUUCUCUGCAGUCUGCACACACAGCCACAGGUGCAGGGGUGAAGAAUAGAAGAACUUGGUGGAUUGUGAAUUGUGAUCCAUUCAUGCACUGAGUAACAUUGGUUUGUUGAAGAAGAGAUCAUGGUGACUGUGGAAGACAACAGCAGCAACCAGCAGGGGUGUGGAGUACUGUUGAAGGUAUCUUCAUGGUUAAGUCAAUUCAGAAAUGCAUCCAAUCCUAAGAUGGCAAGAUAUGUCUAUGCCUUGAUUUUCCUUGUUUGCAAUCUAUUGGCAUGGGCUUCUCGUGAUGAACUUCCUGGGCGCAGUGUUUUGACAAAAUUGAAAGGGUUGAAAACAUGCAAGGACCCAAAAGAUUGUUUGGGGACAAAUGGUGUUUUGCGCGUGAGCAUGGGCUGCUUUUUGUUUUUUAUGAUGAUGUUCUGGUCAACUGCUAGAGCUUCUAAAUUGAACGAAACCAGAGAUACAUGGCACUCUGGAUGGUGGUCAAUCAAGAUUGUUCUCUGGGUUGCAGUCACAAUCUUCCCAUUUUUACUCCCUUCUGAGUUGAUUGAUCUUUAUGGGGAAGUUGCACAUUUUGGUGCCGGGGUUUUCCUCUUCAUUCAACUAAUAAGCAUAAUCAGCUUCAUUACAUGGCUGAAUGAUUUUUUUGCUUCUGAGAAAUAUGCAGAAAGAUGCCAAAUUCAUGUGAUGUUAUUUGCAACUGCUUCAUAUUUUAUCUGCAUGGUGGGGGUCAUUUUGAUGUACAUUUGGUAUGCACCACAACCAUCUUGCCUCCUGAACAUUUCCUUCAUUACUUUCACCCUGGUACUUCUCCAAAUCAUGACAAGUGUAUCUCUGCACCCAAAGGUGAAUGCUGGCAUUCUUAGUCCAGGAUUGAUGGGGCUUUAUGUUGUCUUCCUUUGCUGGUGUGCAAUUAGAAGUGAACCAGAAGGAUAUGAAUGCAUCAGGAAGUCAGACUCUCCAAACAAAACAGACUGGCAAAACAUCAUUAGCUUAGUUGUUGGAAUACUAGCACUCGUCAUUGCAACAUUUUCUACUGGCAUAGAUUCAAAAUGCUUUCAGUACAGGAAAGGGGAUAAGCCUGCAGAAGAAGAUGAUGUUCCAUAUGGUUAUGGCUUCUUCCAUUUCGUUUUCGCCACAGGAGCAAUGUACUUUGCAAUGCUGUUGGUUGGAUGGAAUAGUCAUCAUUCUAUGAAAAAAUGGACAAUUGAUGUAGGAUGGACCAGCGCUUGGGUCAGAAUAGUAAAUGAAUGGUUGGCAGUCUGUGUUUAUUUAUGGAUGCUGAUAGCUCCAAUCAUAUGGAAGAACAUACAUACUGAAUCAACAUGAGAACUUCCCUGUUCUGAUUUGGUGCUGUGAGGAUUAAGAUCUUCAAAUUGCACCAUUUUCAUGCUGCAUAUGUAGUGGAAUCCUCCACCUGCUGCUCUCUCAGAUAGGAAAAAGAACUGCAAGUGGUGCAGCACAUAGGAAAUUUUCAGUCCGAAGCAAUGGUUAUAGCACAAAUGCACAUUCACUGUUGUUGGACUUGUUAUGUGACUGAUGCUACACAGUCCUCUCACUCCAUUCAACGGGUUAGAGAAAAAAAAUAAAAAAAGAAAUAUACACCUACGGGUUCAUGUAUUAUUGAGGGAAUAAUUGUUUAGUGAAUCAGCUCAUUGGGAGUUUCAUUCAUAGUUUUUCAA
Messenger RNA from Lotus japonicus, 2038 nucleotides. RefSeq lists its product as uncharacterized. Gene Ontology annotation, cellular component: membrane. Bases 477 to 1685 code for a protein of 402 amino acids. The record is from RefSeq and is a predicted model, not a curated record. Lineage: Eukaryota; Viridiplantae; Streptophyta; Magnoliopsida; Fabales; Fabaceae. The transcript is spliced from 13 exons.